AUGAAAAGCAUACAGUGGCUCUACCUAUAUGGACUACUAAUCGUGGCGUUGAUCCCAGCCAGCUGGCAGAUUGUCCUCAACGAUUUGUCCGAUGAGUCUAGAUGGCAAUCUUUUGAAUCAAAAAGCGCUCGGAGUUUUACUUCCAACAUCAAGCGGCAUUCUGAAGGCACCUUCACCAGCGAUUUUACCAGAUAUUUGGACAAGAUGAAGGCCAAGGACUUUGUGCACUGGCUUAUCAACACAAAACGUUACAGGUAG
Messenger RNA from Mauremys mutica (yellowpond turtle), 258 nucleotides. Its product is annotated as exendin-3-like. Lineage: Eukaryota; Metazoa; Chordata; Testudines; Geoemydidae. The coding region runs from base 1 to 258 and encodes 85 amino acids. Gene Ontology annotation, biological process: negative regulation of apoptotic process; adenylate cyclase-modulating G protein-coupled receptor signaling pathway; positive regulation of insulin secretion involved in cellular response to glucose stimulus. The transcript has 2 exons. Gene Ontology annotation, cellular component: extracellular region. The record is from RefSeq and is a predicted model, not a curated record. Gene Ontology annotation, molecular function: glucagon receptor binding; hormone activity.